AUUGCAUUAGAUUUAUUUUUAAUUGCAUUAGACUCCAAAAUAUUUGAUAAUCAUAGCACCCUAUCCAAUCUCUGACCAGAACGUGCACCCGGGGGAGGGGUGAGGUGGCAGGACCGAGCAUUGGGAAACUCUGCAGUAGGCUACAGAGGGACACACCUUUAAUCAUAGCCUACAAAUCAGCUUUGUAGUUUUGGGGAGCUACAUUACACACACUACUAAUCCCAAGAUUCUCAUGAGGGCGGUGAUUUCCGGGGGAAUGUGGCGCUGAGGACUUGUUGGAAAUGACGGUGGAAGAAAUCGGAUUUCAAUAUAAAGACCAAAACAGUAAGCCUGGAAGAUAACAAAGAAACUUCACCAGACCUGUGGCUAAGGGGUGUGACUCACCAUGGAGACCCUGAUGAGUGCGGUGGCCCCCCGGUCCCCGGCCCCGGUGAAGAAGGCCUCUGAGGUGGACUUCCGGUCAGGGGCCACACUGGAGCAGCUGUCGGCCCAGGUGUCUGAGCUGGUCACACUGGAGCAGGGGGACUUUGGGGACCAUCUGGCCUUGGAGGUCCACACGGCCAAAGACUUCAUCUUCAACAUGCUGGGCCUAGUACAGAAUGUGGACAAGCGUCUCCCGGUGGCCAAUGAGUACCUGCUCCUUUCUGGGGGUGCCAGGGAGGGCGUCCUGGACCUCAACCCAGAGGAGCUGGGGGACUACGCCAAGGGGGCUGACUUCGACCUGGACUUCACCCUCUUGGUGCCCGCCCUCAAGCUGCACGACCGCAACCAGCCGGUCACUCUGGACAUGCGCCAGUCGGCCCCCUGCCACUCCUGGCUCUCCCUGCGGCUCUGCGACCCCAACACCCUGGCAAGGUGGAGGAUCUGCUGCCAGGAGGAGACAGAGUUACCCCCCGAGGAUGAUGAGGAGGAAGAGAAAAGGGAAAUGGGUCACAAAGCCUCUGGUGACGUCCCCACCUCCCUCUACUCGCCCCACCAGUCUCUGGAUGGCUGCUACUUCUCCCCGGUGCUGGUGGCUGACUGGUUCUGGGGGGUGGUGGGUGAGGCGGUGGACGAGCUGAGGCGUUCCCCCAAGAGAGGCAUCCCCAUCCCGGAGAGGCUGGAACGCAACGGGCCCCUGACCACCCUCAUCCUCCAGGCGGGCUCUAGCCGGGUGCUCUAUGACCUGCUGCCAGUGGUGUCCUUCCGGGGCUGGCCAGCGGUGGCCCAGGGCUGGCUGACGGCCAACCACUUCUGGGACGGGAAGAUCACGGAAGAAGAGGCCAUCGCUGGGUUCUACCUGCUGCCCUGCCCGGCUCCGCUGGGGGGGAGGCCCGACCGGGAGUGGAGGCUUGCCUUCUCACGCAGCGAGGUGCAGCUGAAGAAGUGCAUCCCGUUCCCCAUGGCCCAGGCCUUCCAGGCUGCCAAGGCUGUCCUCUCCCGCCUCCUGGCUCGCCCCCGCACUGGCCUCAGCCCCUACCACCUCCGCACCCUCCUCUUCUGGGCCUGUGACCGCCUACCGCCCGCCUACCUCUCUUCGCCCGACCCAGACACCCCCGCCCGCCUCCUCCUGGGCCUCCUGGAUGAUCUGGCCCACUGCAUCCUGGGUAAGAACUGUCCCAACUACUUUCUGCCCCAAUGCAACAUGCUGGAGCACCUGUCGGACAGCCAAGCCCUGCUGGUGGCCCGGAAGCUGGCCCAUGUCCGGUCUGACCCGACUGAGCACCUCCAGGUGGCCCUGGACCAGGCCAGACAGGCGGGCCAGCUGAAGAGGGAAGCGGCGGGCGCUACCAACGGGCAUGGAGGGUCGCCGAGGCACGGGUACCUGGCCAGCGGCAUCAUCUCACCCUCGGACGACAAGCUGGCUGCCAGGCUGCAGCAGCUGGUGACAGAGAACCCCGGGAAGUCGAUUUCUGUUUUUCUCAACCCCGAUGAUGUCACGAGGCCACACUUCCGCAUCGAUGGCAAAUUCUACUGACCUGAGGGCCUCGUCUAGUGUGGUGUGAUGGCGACACACACACGCUCUUCAAAACACAUGUAAAACGGCGAGCCAGAAUAUGGCGAGUCAACUAGGAUGGCUCUAGAGGCGAAACACUGCAGAGCCUCGCUACUCUCCUAUACCACCACCUCCUGGAGGCUAACGACAAUGAUUCUAACGCUAACGAGUGCUAACGACGCUGCUGAACAAAAAUACUACCAAAAACACCUUUACACACUGCACACUACCAGGAGCAGGAGGCUGGCCCUAGAGAGCCCUAGGAUAGAGAAACCAACACUCUUCUAUCUAUUUAGUAGUGAGUGAUGUCAUAAAGAGGCCUCAUCACAGGAAAAAGGCUUGUUGAGUUGUUACCACGGAGACCGUUGCUCUUUUAUGAGUUUGCCCUAAGGAGAUGUUCUUUUAGCUGGUGCUACAAAGAAAAGAAAGAACCGCUUUAGAAUGAAGAAAGUCUGCUGCUUGCUGCUCCCAUAAAAUUACACGGUGUACCCUAAGGGUUUCUGCUCUUCUCCUCACUAAUGAGAAAUACUGUAUUCGCCCCUUUUUUCUGCCCAAUCAAAGUGGGUGAUUAGUACCUGAUUCUCCAUUUUAUAUUCAACUAUGAUGUAACUGAAUGUAAUUUGGUGUGGGGAAAUGUCUUUGAACAAAUAGUAUUUUCUUUCUUCCCUCUUUCUGUACUUCUUUUUAUCCCUCUUUCUCUCUUUACUCUGCCCCUCUCUCAUUCGCAUACUUCCUUUCUCUCUCUCUCUCAGGUAUUUUUAACGUUGUUAAUUGUUUUUCUAUGGUUCCCCUCCAUCUAUCUUGAAUGGUAUAACCCAGGGCUGUCCUUCCAUUUCAACACUUACUAUGUGAAGGAACGCACCAAAGAGCCACUGGAGGGGUGUUUCUUUUGCUUCUUCAAUCUACCACCCCAUAAGAAAGUUAUCUGUACUCACUGACCCAGAGUCAGUCUGUACUCUUAAAGGACAGAUUCACUCAUUUUGACUGUAUUGUUUUUGUUCAUCUCUGAGUGAUGUUAUAUCAAUUCCCGGGGUAAUUUCAUGUUUAUCUGAGCUAUUGUCGUUCAAGCAGGCAGAAAUAAAGCCGCUCUCACUACACUGGAAGUUAAUAGGAAUACGACUUUUAGAUCGCUAAAACGUCUAUCAUACACGUCAGAUUUCAGUACUGGCUUGAUCUCAUAUCGCGGGAGGUUAUCUUCUCUCAAAUUAGCCAUUGAUCAUGUUUUUGUAAUAUUCCUACCUCGAAAUGUCUUAAUUUAAGAGGGUCCACCACAUUUUUCCUAUUUAUCUGCCUCUUCAGUCCAGGGUGCGUUGCAUGGUGCCGUUGCAUGGCCAUUGCGAAUGUAAGACUCCACUCUGCGAGGUACAUCGAUCUGCAGGUUGAACAUGGUGAGAUUGUAGACUCCUAAAUUCAUAGUGCAGUUUAGGCUAUUUUACAGUUUCAGUAACUAGCUACUUCACAUGCUGAUAUUGUCUUUGGUGUUAUUGUGUCUAGCGACGUUUGCUAGCUAGCCAGCCCAUA
Molecule: messenger RNA, 3496 nt
Organism: Coregonus clupeaformis (lake whitefish)
Lineage: Eukaryota; Metazoa; Chordata; Actinopteri; Salmoniformes; Salmonidae
Product: protein MB21D2
Exons: 6
Coding region: 386-1957 (523 amino acids)
Source: RefSeq, a predicted model, not a curated record